UUCCAUAUCAGUGGCAGUUACGUAAUAAAAAAAAUCUUCAUGGGCCUUCUUGACAUUCUGUGGGACGACACCCUCGCCGGACCUCAGCCGGAGACGGGCCUCAGCCGCCUCCGGAAACCGGCUCCUCUCACCUUCCGGCCAAAUUCCGGAAAGGACUAUGGCGGUGAUUUACCGGAGGAGAUGCUGAGGGUGACCAGAAGUAUUAUGAUAAAGAAGCCGGCGGGAUACUCUUCGCCGAUGACCGGAACGCCGCCGGCUUCGCCCGCCGGAAUAACUCCUCCGGUAUCCCCUUUUUCUGCAGGGUGUAAGGAUCGGAACCGUUUUAGAAGAAAUUCCUGCGAUGCAUAUGAACGGGCUGGAGGAGGGUUGGCAAAGGGUGCCUCUUCUUCUUAUGAGGUGUGAGCUUUGCUGAAAAAAAAAAAUAUUA
This is a messenger RNA of Phalaenopsis equestris, 427 nucleotides long. RefSeq names its product dormancy-associated protein homolog 3-like. NCBI's taxonomy places the organism in Eukaryota, Viridiplantae, Streptophyta, Magnoliopsida, Asparagales, Orchidaceae. The transcript has 3 exons. The record is from RefSeq and is a predicted model, not a curated record. Bases 40 to 402 code for a protein of 120 amino acids.